Molecule: messenger RNA, 2148 nt
Organism: Thermochaetoides thermophila DSM 1495
Lineage: Eukaryota; Fungi; Ascomycota; Sordariomycetes; Sordariales; Chaetomiaceae
Source: the annotation of a RefSeq genome assembly
AUGAACAGAGCAGCUGCCGACCUGGUGUGGAAGGAAUACAGCCCGCUGCGGCACCCGAAUGGAGAGACGACCGUUGCAAACGAUGGAACGGACACCAGCCUCCAGAGACUCAAGAAUCACAACCUUGACGCUGUGUACGGCGUUUAUCAGCCACCAACCGUUGCCCCGCGGCCUCAGACGGCCGGUCAGCCCACGCAGAGGGCACCGAGCACGCAAGCGACCCAACAGCCGACGACCGUGCCAUCGUCAUACGCUGCUAUCGAUCUUGGGCCACGAUCGGCACCGAUCUCAACUGGGAUGAGACAGCUCCCUCCUCGCAGCGACCUCAUCCAGAGAGCAACAACGCAAGCCCCAACUGCCGACACGGUCGCGACGUGGACCGAGUACCCCGCAUCACCGUAUAACCACGGGACAUGGACGGCUGAGGAAGAUAAGAUCUUGAUCCAGGCGCGGGCCCGGGGCCAGAACUGGGCGGAUCUCCAGCGCACAUACUUCCCCAGCAAGACACCCAACGCGUGCCGGAAGCGGUACGAGCGGCUGGUUGAGAAGCGGGGUCUACAAGACGCCAGCGGUCGCAGGCUCGAGGCGGUCGCGAACGAGUAUAUGCUGAUGCGGAAGCAAAUGUGGUCAAAGCUGGCAGACAGAGUAGGUCUGCGAUGGGAGGUUGUCGAAGCCAUGUGCAUGAGUGCCGGUCUCCGAACGAUCCAGUCCAAUGCGCGAGCAUACAGUAACCGAGCUAGACGAGAAGAUCGAAGAAGAGCCCGCGAGGCCCAGAGCCAGACCGGGAUCAUCAACAUCGGGUCGCUGGACCUGCCGCCUCUCAUAGCGUACCAGAGCGGGCCGCAGGUCGGGACAGGCCUCGCCGGCCACGCCCCUGGACCACCCACUACGUCGGCCAGUCUUAGUCGGCCACCGCUGGCUCCGGCCGCCGGAAACAGGAUGGUCAAUGUCGCCAUACAGCCUCCAUCGCUCAUCGACAGCCCACCGCUUGCGGGUCGCCUGCCGCCGAUGCCACAAGCAUCGUUCGGGGACGGUCGCGCAGCAGGGCAGACAAGACCGCCGUGUGCUCAUGAGCUCGACUCUUAAAACAGGGAAGCGCAGAGAUCUAGAGGCAACGACUUUUUGGUCAACUGGAAAUUUUUGGUCAAGGAGGAUAAGGAGGAAGGAGCCAGGCCUGGGAUCUGGCGGCAGGGAACCAGCGGGAAUCCUAUCAAUGAGGAGAGUCUGCUGGCGAUGUUUGAUCGCCUCAUUGACCAAGGUAUCGUCAAGUUUACCACAAACUACCGCACUGUCCGCUUGGAUUAUGACGGUUUUUCAUUUGAAUUCCGCAUAAUCCCCUCCCUCACCGACAAGCCCUACGUCACAGACUCCGAGUCCGAAUCAACUCCAAUAUCUCCCAACCCUACGCCUAUCCCCUCCGGCACAGGCUGCCGUCCCGGCGGCGACAUUGGCGUCGCCGGAUUCGAGCUGAUCCCCAUUCCCAACCAAACUUCGACCCACAUCCUGAUGGCCAACAAAUUUCCCGGAGCACGCCCUCACUACCUGCUGCUCACAGAUGACGGAUACCGUCGCCAAUUUGAAGCUCUUGAUAGUGAGGAUUUCACUGCCGCGAGGGAAGUCUUGGGGAAGUUGAACGAGACAAGAUAUCUGAUGCUGUUUAACUGCGGAAUCAAGAGCGGAUGUAGUAGGUUGCAUAAGCAUAUGCAUGUGUUCCCUGCUCCUGAUCCACAGGAGUUUAAACUCUGGCCGGAUCGGGUUGGGGAGGGAGAUCGGGGGAUAAAGCUGCCAUUUAAGGCCUUCGUGCACCGCUUUGAUGAUAAAGAGAAGCAGAACGGUGACAGCCACCCCCCAGUUGACAUCCUUCUCCCAAUCUACCACUCCCUCCUCCAGAAAUCUCGCGCCGCCCUUUCCAUGAGCGACGACGACCGCUCUGUCCCAGCACACAACGUCAUACUGGACAAAAACUGGCUUGUCGUUGUGCCACGGCGUUCAGCGGGCCCCGAUGGGGCCGGAGUCAAUGUGUUAGGGAUGUUGGGGAUUAUUCUGUGUGAUAGUGAGGAGGCAAUGGGGCCAUGGAUGGAACGGGGGCCGGCGAAUGUACUCGCAGAGGCGGGGGUGCCUGUUGGGGAGCGGAAAGAGGAGGAGUAA